AUGACCCACGUGCCCCUGCACCUGUGGAGGCCGCAGUUUGGCGACCCCCGCGAGGGAUCCCGCGGGGCUGUGCCCGGGACCCCCUCCCCGGAUGAAGCCCGAGGCGCGGCGCGGGUCGCCGUGCCGGAGCUGACGGGAGCCGCGCAGGCGGCGGACCCAACCACGACUGUGGCGUGCGGAGCAGAGGGCACCUCGUCCGGCAACGACCUCACGGUCUUGGCCCCCACCUCGUCCAACGAGGUGCUGGCGGCGGCCGACGAGUGGCUCUGCACGCAACCCUGCUGCCUUCCCCAUGGCCGGCCGGAGCCCUCCCCUGUACCAGCCACAGAGAACAUCAGCGUGUCUGUGCCUGCACCCCAAGAGGAGGACGACGGCAUUCCAGCGGCACGGCUCUCGCUGUUUGCGCCGGAGCGGCUGAACCUCAGGUGGGAGAGCGACGUCUGCAAGGGUGCCGGCCUGCGCAACCUGGGGAACACCUGCUUCCUCAACGCCACGCUGCAGUGCCUCGCCUACACGCCGCCGCUCGCCAACUACCUGCUGCUGCAAGAGCACUGCAGCACCUGCCAACAGAGCGACUUUUGCCUGAUGUGUGUCAUGGAGCAUCACAUUGUCAGCACGUUCAACAACUCGCAGAGAGUGCUGACACCCAAGGUCAUAACUAAGAACAUCACGCGCAUCGCCAAACACCUGCGCAUUGGGAGACAGGAAGAUGCCCACGAGUUUCUGCGAUACGUGGUAGAUGGCAUGCAAGCCUCAUGCCUCUAUGGCCACAGCGAGUGA
Molecule: messenger RNA, 780 nt
Organism: Lethenteron reissneri (Far Eastern brook lamprey)
Lineage: Eukaryota; Metazoa; Chordata; Hyperoartia; Petromyzontiformes; Petromyzontidae
Product: ubiquitin carboxyl-terminal hydrolase 36-like
Biological process (GO): regulation of apoptotic process; protein deubiquitination
Cellular component (GO): nucleus; cytosol
Molecular function (GO): cysteine-type deubiquitinase activity
Source: RefSeq, a predicted model, not a curated record